GAGCAGGCGUAGAGGAAGUGGCGGCUGAUCUGGGUCCGCACCUUUUCCGGUAACACAGCACCCUCCGCCGCCGUGACUGAACAGCCGGGGAAGCGAGAGAGCGGCAAGAGAGGGGAGAAACGGCCGGGGGACUGGGUGAUGAUUGCCGCAGACGUUGGGGGGGUGGAGAAGAAAAACUCGGAUGAAUCAAUGACCUUCUGAUCGAACACCCCCUUCACCCGGCUGGACGGACCAGACCAGGGAGCUAAUAUCCGGGUGGAUUUUUAAAAAAAGAAAAGAAAAGAAAAGAAGGACCCCCCCCCCCCCCCCAAAAAAAAAAAAAAACCCGUGGUUUUGGAUUCUACCGACUGCGAUUGGCUAAAGGGCAAGUGUGGGAACCCCGGGUUUGGUGGGACUGGGCCGGAUUAUUUUAUAGUGUUUUAAGAAGAAAAAAACAAUAACAAUACAAAUCUGCUCCGUAUCAAGUCCAGCUUUUUUUGUUGUUUACAGGAGAGUUGAAAUGUGGAUUUUAAAGGAAGCCUAGUUUGAAACGAGAGGUGUGGGGGGGGGGGGGGGAGUGUCAUAUUUCCCAGUGAGAAGUCACCCGCUCAGGUCACACCUGCUGAUUGCGCCUCUCACCGCCUUUUUCAAAUGUGGUGACGUCACGUGGAAGGACGUCAGGUUGCAUCGAAGAACAUUUUUUUUGUUGUUGUUUUCUUUUCUUUUUUCUUCUUCCGCUCCCACAAAAGUAUUUAUGCACAGCAAACAAGAUGGGGAAAAUGAUCUCAAAGAUCUUUGGCAACAAGGAGAUGAGAAUAUUGAUGCUUGGACUUGAUGCCGCGGGUAAAACCACCGUCCUGUACAAGCUGAAACUGGGACAGUCGGUCACCACCAUCCCCACGGUGGGCUUCAACGUGGAGACCGUCACCUACAAGAACGUGAAGUUCAACGUGUGGGACGUCGGGGGACAGGACAAGAUCCGCCCGCUCUGGAGACAUUACUACACGGGCACCCAGGGCCUCAUUUUCGUGGUGGACUGCGCCGACCGGGACCGCAUCGACGAGGCCAAGCAGGAGCUCCACCGGAUCAUCAACGACCGGGAGAUGAGGGACGCCAUCAUCCUGAUCUUCGCCAACAAACAGGACCUCCCGGACGCCAUGAAACCCCACGAGAUCCAGGAGAAGCUCGGCCUGACCCGGAUCAGGGACAGGAAUUGGUACGUCCAGCCCUCGUGCGCCACCACGGGGGACGGACUGUACGAGGGCCUGACCUGGCUCACCUCCAAUUACAAAUCUUAAUGCUGAUUGGUCCCUUCACCGGCCUGGACACUUGGAGGCGAGAGAAAGAGAAAAAAAAAAAAAAAAAGCGAGAUCGCCGCUGAGCACGAAAACAAGAGUUUGAGGAAGAAGAGAAGAAAAAAAAUGCAAUCUGAAGCAAUUUAAUUACCACAACCUCUCUGCCGAGUGUACGUCAAAGAGAGGAGCAAUUAUAUCUUGUUUUAUUUUCCUUUUUUUUUUGAUAACAAUGAGUUCAAUAUAACCCCAGAUUUCAUUUAAACAAGAGGACAUUUAUCUUUCUUUUUUUGGCUGGCUUUCCUUUGCUUUGGUUCACAUUCUGUAUAAUCAGUAGGCUACUGUUUAAAUACGCAAUCCGCUCGCUUUGGAGCUCUUCUUUUUUUUUGUAAUUCC
Pungitius pungitius (ninespine stickleback) is the source of this 1667-nucleotide messenger RNA. RefSeq names its product ADP-ribosylation factor 6a (gene arf6a). The record is from RefSeq and is a predicted model, not a curated record. The coding region runs from base 750 to 1277 and encodes 175 amino acids. Gene Ontology annotation, cellular component: recycling endosome membrane; endocytic vesicle; ruffle. NCBI's taxonomy places the organism in Eukaryota, Metazoa, Chordata, Actinopteri, Perciformes, Gasterosteidae. The transcript is spliced from 2 exons. Gene Ontology annotation, molecular function: GTP binding; GTPase activity. Gene Ontology annotation, biological process: protein localization to endosome; intracellular protein transport; regulation of dendritic spine development.